CCUGUCUCUCUGAAGACAUGAAACGGCACCGUUGAAUAAUUAUGGCUAAAACUUAUAGUUAGUUUCAGUUGUGAAAACUGCAAAAAGGGUGUCAAAGCCAAGUCAUUACUGCAACAUCAAGUGAUGGCUGCUGCUGCUGCUGCUGCUGCUGCUAUGGAUGCCCAAUGGGAUUUCAGCUGUGACUUCGAAGUAGAUUUUGGGUCUGAGGAGAAUGCUUCUAUAGUAUAUGCAGCAUUAGCUGUUGAUAAGGAGUUGCAGCCUGAUAAAGUGAAAAGGCUGAUGUCGGUCUCUAAUGGGAAGUUGUCAGUGCACUUUGAGGCAGUUGAGGCGAGAUUUCUCCGAGCAUCAUUUUCUGCUUUUGUGGAUGUCCUUACGCUCACAACAAAAACAAUUGAAGAAUUUGGAAAAGGAAUGGCAUCAUGACAUGUAUUAGUAGUCACGAAGUUUUGUAGAAUGUUUUGUAAUCUUAGUCCAUUACAGAAUUUUUUUUUUUUUUUUUUUGACAAGCUUUGGUUUGAGGUGUUAUUUGAUCAUGACGGAUUAUUAUGCUAUUGUCUCAAUAUGCACAAGGCAUUGUGUUAAAGAAGAAUUUAAAGAUACUAAAGCAA
Populus trichocarpa (black cottonwood) is the source of this 608-nucleotide messenger RNA. RefSeq lists its product as uncharacterized. Bases 124 to 423 code for a protein of 99 amino acids. The record is from RefSeq and is a predicted model, not a curated record. NCBI's taxonomy places the organism in Eukaryota, Viridiplantae, Streptophyta, Magnoliopsida, Malpighiales, Salicaceae. Gene Ontology annotation, cellular component: EKC/KEOPS complex. The transcript is spliced from 4 exons.